AUGCAAAAUCAUUACCCUGGUUCUUCGUCAGACGAUUUCAACCCGUUAUCAUCCUCGUUUGGUAGCUCUUUGCGGGAAUAUGAUGCAUCCACAUGGUCACCUACUUCCUCGUCUAUGCAACACACUCCUCCAAUCAUCACGAAUAAUGGCUCGGAAUCCCACAACCAUCACACAACCAUUCACUCCUAUUCCAAUACUCAACCACCUACAAAUAUUCCUCCAUUCAUCAUGUCCUCUAAUCAUCAUCCAGCACAACAUCAUAACAACCCUCCCAUGAACAUGAAUUAUUUCAUGAUGAACCACACCAAUCAUCAUCCCCCUUUAUUCCUAACUGCUGCUGCCCUUCCUUCCUCUACUAUAGUACCUACCGCAUAUGAUGAAUAUUCAAUGAUCAUUCCAACCGCAACUCCCACUAAUAUUUCCUCAUCUUCUCCAUUGUCAUCGGAGGCUCAAUUUUUCGCUAUUGCUUGUGAACCAUGUAGAAAGCAACAUAGAAAAUGUUCAAAACAUCUUCCGAGCUGCAUGGAAUGUAAGCAACGAGGUGUAGAAUGUGUAUAUAGAGAAUCAAAAAGAAUUAAAUCGUCCUCUUCAUCUUCAUCAGUAGAAGAAAAACACUCGAAACGAAACACAAAAGAACACUCUACGAGUGUCAAAGACAAAAAAUUGAAAUACAAGCCUUAUGAAAAAGCAUCUACUGAAAGCAGCGAUAAACGUGGGAAUGAUGUGGUGGGCCAAAAUGAAAAUCUUAAUAGCACCGAGUUUGAUGAAGAAACUGGUCAUUUAAAUAAGAGAAAUGUCAUUGAGUUUUAUUAUGAAUUUGCAAGCGAUGGAUGUCCAUGUAUAGCGAGAGAAGAAUUUGAAAAAUUUCUAUUUUCGUCACCCUCUUUAUCAUCAUUUGACUCGAGCAAUUCAUCAAACAGCAGUGAAGAACUCAACGAUUCCAAUUCAGUGGAACGUGAGGCAUGGUUGGCCAUCUUUUUGUCCAUUCGAGCCUUGUGUGAAUGCAGAUAUGGGCUCACGGAAUUGGCUGAAAAAAGCGCUCAGAAAGCAAAGAAUCUACUCUCUAAAAUGUUUGAUCAGUUCAAUAAUUAUCAUGUAGCUGUGGUCUAUGGAAAUUUAGCAACGUAUGAAGCUUGGUGUGGACGGUUUGAAAAUGCUAAAUUUUAUGUUCAAAUUCUCAGUUACUGUGUCAACAGUUUAUUCCCAGAUGCGACAAAGAGAGAACAAAUGAAUAUUUAUGAAAGAAAUUUGGAAUCUGUAGUUUUCUAUUUUAAUCGAAUUAUUAGCGAUAAUUUUGAAAAGAUGGGCAUUCAACAAGUAGUGCAACGAAUUCCUGAAGUAUUCUCCUUUUUCACAGGCAAGCAAUGUCCAAGUAAUUGGCUGAAAUUACUUCAACAAGAAAUUACAUCAGAAAAUUGUUUUGAAAUAUGGAGUGUCAUACAAGUAAUUAUCGAGGAUUUGAAACAAGCAGUGAUUGCUAAUGUAAACAGCCCAUCAACGAAGCAGAUCAUUCCUGCAUGUUAUGGUUACAGAAAAGAGUAUAGCAGCAUGAUUGAGCCAGUGUUUACAUUAUUUUCGCACAGCGUUAAAAUUUCCAUUCUUGCCAAGUCGUCCAGUCCGUUGGUCAGAGGAGUAAUUGAGAAGUGUGCUUUAGAAAUCACUCAAAUUACAGAACAUGAAGCUUUUCCCUUGUUUCCUGUAGAAGUUGUGGCUUGUGUCAUUGCUGCUAGUCAAAUUCAUAUUCAAAUUGUCAAGAUGCUCUUACAACAAGACUCGGCUGAUUUUAUGUACAAUGGAAACAACUAUUUUGAAAUUUUACAGAAAGACUUGAGAGGUAUUGACAUUCUGCGCAAACGGUACAAAAUUCUUUCAAAAUUCUCCAAUUUAAUUGGAGAAAUAGAGGAUUGUGUGUCUCUAAUUAAGGCAAAAAUAGCAUUGGGUUUAGAACGAGAUGUCAUCUACCCUCAACACGGCGUAAUGGAAGAACAAACAAGUUAUCAGCCUACCAUGGCCACACAAAGUGGCGGCGGAGAUUUGUUGGUGCCAGAACAGAAUUUCUUGCUUUUUGAAGACAUUAUUUCUGCAAAUUUACUUUCUAGUGACGAUUUGAACCAUGUGUUCGAUUUUGAAUAA
Naegleria lovaniensis is the source of this 2133-nucleotide messenger RNA. RefSeq lists its product as uncharacterized. Lineage: Eukaryota; Heterolobosea; Eutetramitea; Acrasida; Naegleriidae. Gene Ontology annotation, molecular function: DNA-binding transcription factor activity, RNA polymerase II-specific; protein binding; zinc ion binding. The coding region runs from base 1 to 2133 and encodes 710 amino acids. The transcript has a single exon. Gene Ontology annotation, biological process: regulation of DNA-templated transcription. The record is from RefSeq and is a predicted model, not a curated record.